Anastrepha ludens (Mexican fruit fly) is the source of this 756-nucleotide messenger RNA. Its product is annotated as zinc finger BED domain-containing protein 4-like. Lineage: Eukaryota; Metazoa; Arthropoda; Insecta; Diptera; Tephritidae. Gene Ontology annotation, molecular function: protein dimerization activity. Bases 1 to 756 code for a protein of 251 amino acids. The record is from RefSeq and is a predicted model, not a curated record. The transcript has a single exon.
AUGGUAACUGCAAAAGGUAUUGAAGAGUUGACUGACAUUUUUGAAGUUUUGCGCCCUAUAGAAGCGGCUACUAAAGAAAUAUGUGGAGAAGAGUAUGUUACCAGCAGCAAAGUCAUUCCCAUAACAAGAAUGCUAAACUUGAAAAUCAACAACAUUAAAACAAACAGUUGUAUGGGUCAAGAUCUUAAACAGAAUAUAAUAACUGAAAUCAGUAAACGCUUGUUACCUUCGGAACAUGUUCAAAUACUUGCUGUAUCUACGUUGCUAGACCCAAGAUUUAAACGUAUUCAUUUUCAAGAUCCCAUAGCUUGUUCUAAAGCAAUCAAAUUUAUUAAAGAAUUACUAACUACUGCGACGGAAACAGAAGUAAUUCAAGAAGAAGCGUCGCGAGAGAUCACAGAAGAACUUAAUUUGUGGAGCGAACAUUACAAAAUUGUAACUCUCCAAAACUCCACACCUUCGCAAAGUGAUCAGGAAAUGCCUUCCGAGUUGAGUUAUUAUUUAAAAAGUCCAGUGUCUGAUCUCAAACAAGAUCCUAUCCAAGUUUGGAAUAAUGUGAUCGGUUCCACUUAUCCGAAAUUGAAAAUAAUAGCAUUGAAAUAUUUGAGUACUAUCGCUACAUCAACGCCAUCCGAAAGACUAUUUUCAAAAGCUGGCUCUACUCUUUACCAGCAAAGAAAUAGAUUGAAAGGUUCUUCUCUUUCAAAAUUACUUUUCCUUCAGUCAGUGGACAAAAAAUAUUGGAAUUUGCAAUAA